This is a messenger RNA of Drosophila erecta, 2928 nucleotides long. RefSeq names its product nuclear RNA export factor 1 (gene Nxf3). Gene Ontology annotation, cellular component: nucleus. The transcript has a single exon. The record is from RefSeq and is a predicted model, not a curated record. Lineage: Eukaryota; Metazoa; Arthropoda; Insecta; Diptera; Drosophilidae. Bases 953 to 2821 code for a protein of 622 amino acids. Gene Ontology annotation, biological process: poly(A)+ mRNA export from nucleus. Gene Ontology annotation, molecular function: RNA binding; protein binding.
CGAGGGUAAGCCUUUUCCACGCAUACCGAUGCACCCACUCGCACACAAACAUACACACAUGUGCAGCAAUUCAUGCAGUUGCGCUUUCUAAAUCAAAUUUGGGUUACACUGGCGGCUACGUUGACAAAGUUCAAAACGCAUGUGGGCAGCUUUACUUGGCCAGUAGUUACCGCUGUCUUUCAAAGUGGCCGAUUGCCAUAAUUGGCAACAGCGCCAAUGUUAUUGUUACGGUAAUUAAUCAAGUCUCAAACGCACAUACACAUGCACACACGCUCCCAUUGCGAACAGCUGUGCGUGGUACGGCAAAAUAAUGAAGGAAAAAACUGGCUAUGCUAAUAUGGCAAGAAUCUCAUAUUAUAUGCGAACAUUAUUAUAUAAAUCCAAUUUACUUCCUGCCCAGCCAGCGAAAGUCAAUCGAGCGAUACGUAAAUCACUUUAAAUAAACAAUUACCACCGAACUGAAGACGAGGAUCAAAAAUCGAUUACGUGAUUUAAUGCGAGCAAAAUGUUGUCAUUCCAAUGAUUUUCCGAAGUGGAAAGCCAGAAUUCUAAUAAAACUAUUUAAAUUCUUAAAUAGUUAUUGCCCUAAAUGUAUAUAUAUAAACUUGAGUAAAUCUCAGUAUACAUAGAUAAAUAAUGCAUUCAGUGCAGUUUUCCAGUAAGUUUAAAAUAUAACAUUUUCAUUUAAAUAACACGACGUGUAAGUGCAUAAAACUGCGAUUAUAACGGUAAAAUAACAAAUGGUGUGCUGAACGCACCCAGUGCUUUUGCAUUCCUAGCUUUUCAAGUGCUGCAAAACAUCACUUGCCAAAGCGUCUUUUAGCUCUUAACCAACACCGAAAGAACGGUACAUUUUGCGGAGAGUAGUAGUAGUGUGUACUGCAUUUAACUACGGCGGAGUUUAUUUCUUCAACAGAAUUUGUUAUUCUAUUCGUUUCUUGAGAACUUCACGAUGCGAAUCUUGGUCCAAAAUUCCAAAUCCCACGAGCCGGGCAGCCGCCUGGGCGUGAAUCUCAAGGCGCACGUGAAUUCACAGUCGCAGCUUGCCGAUCUGCGAAAAAAUCUGAAUGAAAAAAGUCAAAUUCGAGAAUACGUACAAAAGCUAAUUGGAAAUGAACAGCAUAUGGGAUCCGUGCUGGACACGAUCUCUUCCACCGAAGAGGAGCACCGCAUGGUCACUGUGACCGGCUGGUCCACGGUGAACAUCGCCAACUGCGCCGGCGUCUCCAAUUCUUCCAUUUUUUUGGCGCUCAAGUGGGUGCUGAUGCCCAUCAAGGUGGAGAUAUUCAACUUCAAGCGCAGCGGACCGGAAGACAAGAUGGCACGUGGACAAUUUCUAGUGGACAACCUGUUAAGCGCCAAUCGCCUGAAACGCUUGCAAGAGGAAGUUGCCGUCCUGUACACGUGCCAGAAAAUCGAGGUACGCGUCACACCCGGUCUGCCUAAAUCAGUGAUGAAUGCCCAGAUAACCGAGGCACUUACAACUGCCAUGGAGGCGGCCAUUAGAUCACGCUAUGAAGUGACUACACGCACCUUAGAUCUCUCCAGGUUCCACGCCAGUCCGGAGUUGGCUCUGUACUUUUGUCCGCUGCAUGUGGUCCAGCUGCUAGAAAGCGUGCUAGUUCUCUCAAGCCAUAUAUUUCCCCAGGUGACCAGCAUUGUAGUGAGCAACAAUUAUUUGUGCUCUCUGAAAGCCUUUGCUGGAAUUUCCCAAGGCUUUGCCAGCCUAGAGCGCUUGGACAUAAGCGCAAACAGGAUUAAAGAUUUGGGAGAACUCAAUUACCUCAACAAGCUGAGUUGCAAGACCAUCUUCUUGACAGGCAAUGGUUUGGCCAAGCUAAGCGUAAACGACAUGCGAAAUAUGCUUCCCCAGUUGAGAAAUAUCCAUGGUUGCGUGCAGUCUGAGGAAAAUACAAAAGUUGUUGAUAAUCUUCCGAAGUUUGAACGACUUCAAAGCGGUGGCACUAAUGGCUUAAUGUUUUGCCAACGCUUCAUAAGUUCGUACUACAAUAUCUUUGACGAUACCCAACAGCGUUUCAAGCUUAAGGAUUACUACGACGACAAGGCCAUUUUCUCGCUUAGCGUGCCGGUACAACUGGAUUAUGUCUAUGCCUACAAACUGUACAACAGAAACCAGAAGCGCCAGCAAUCCUCGUUUGCGCAUAACGCCAAGUUACAAGUGGGCAGCGCUGCGUUGCUUCUCGCUUUAAGCCGCUUGCCUUUGAUGCUUACAGACGUUCAGAAUGUCGGGCUGGACAUCCAGGUGUUUACUUCUAGUCUACGCAUCUUUACGUUGACAGGAUACCUUAAGGAGAUAUCCCCGGAUAUUUGGAAACCGCGACGCUUUCAGCGUACAUUUGUGUUACGGAUUCUGAAUAGCCCAGGCUGGCUGAUAACCAACGACAUGCUGUGCAUAACUUCCAAUAUGCCAGAGCGAAAGGAAACCAUUAAAUUUAAACCAGAAAUUAAUAAGUUAAAUACCGAGCCUUCGGUAGAAAAUAUAAAUAAACCUGCAGUCCCAGUCGCAAACUUGCCCAGCAAAACCAAGCCGAAAGGGAAAAUUCAAAUUUCAGGCCCCCUUUUAGGCGAAGAGGAGCUCGAUCCUCUUAAUAAGGCAGUGCACGAAAUGAGCCUUUCAGCUUCCCAGAUGGAUAUUCCCAGUGAGAGCAUCGACGAUAUGCCACCACUAGUAGCCAUUGACCGAUUAAUUAACACGACAAAUUCUUUGGAAGAAAAGAUGGAGGAGAUCUUAAUGUCGGAUGAGGAUAAUUUCGAACUGGUCAUUAAUGAGGACGUCCUGAUUGGAUGUGAUGAUUUUUAAAUAUAACCUAAAAAUACAAACAAAUAGCUUUUAGAAUCCUAGACACUAUACAUUAUUAUUCAUUACAUUAACGAGUACGAAACUCAAGGAUCUAAUUUAUUUUAAAA